Molecule: messenger RNA, 2223 nt
Organism: Mytilus trossulus (common blue mussel)
Lineage: Eukaryota; Metazoa; Mollusca; Bivalvia; Mytilida; Mytilidae
Product: probable serine/threonine-protein kinase pats1
Exons: 8
Coding region: 1-2223 (740 amino acids)
Source: RefSeq, a predicted model, not a curated record
AUGGCUGCGAUUGAAGAGUAUUUAAGAGGAGUAUUUCAACGAUUGGAAUUGAAUUUAAGUGCAAAGAGUCAGGAGAAAUCAGAAUAUUUUCUUGAAGACCCUUCCAAUAUCGAGUGCACACAGGGAAAAGAUGCAAUGUUAACCUGUAAAAUACGCUCUGAGAGUCCAUCUGUAAAAUGGUAUAAAGGUGGGAAUGUAUUAACUCCAAAUGAAAAAUAUAAGAUGUCUAAUGAUGGUAUAGAACACAAGCUCAUACUUAAGAACGUUGAUUUAAGUGACAGCGGAGAAUACUGUGUGGAAGUUGGAAAGGGUUCUAAAAAACUACAGCUAACAGUUAUAGAAAUGCCGAGUAUCAUCGACAAAAUAUCAUACAUGAAAGCAAUAAAAAAUGGAAAAGAGGUCAGACAAUAUGUAAGAAUUCAGGUUAUUGGGAAAGACAGAGUUGGAAAGACAAGUCUUGUACGUAGAUUACUAGGGAAAGGAAUGUAUGAUGGAACAAGUACUGAUGGAAUUGAUAUUGAUAAAACAUGUCAAAUUAGAAAAAGUGAUGGUGAAUGGAUUGUUAGUGAAGUUGAAGAAGAAAUGGAUAAGAUUAAAGAGAGAAUACUGCAUGUGGUCAAAAUACAAAAAGAAGGUUAUGAACCAGUUUUUGAUGACAGACGUUUAUCUGAACAUGUUGUAAAUAAACAAAACAAACUGAUAUCAGAGGAACUUGUAGAAUGUGGCAUAUGGGAUUUUGCUGGCCAGAGGGACUAUUAUGCCACACACCAGACAUUUUUUACUACACAAGCUAUAUAUGUCCUUGUUGCAGAUAUUACAGAAGAUAUUACACCUAUUCCGUAUGAUGAACAGUUAAAUUUUGAUUCUAAUGGAGAAUACAUUGACUUCUGGCUGGACAGUAUUCAUUGUUUUCGUGAAGAUAUCAAAGAAAGUACAACAAAACAACCAUGCCCACCUGUUAUAAUGGUUUGCACUGGUAUUGACAAAGUUAAAGAUAAAGAUAAAGAGGCUAAGAAAAAAGCAUAUACAGAUAACUUUAUUGCUUCGUUUGGAUGUCAGGAAAAAGGCAGUCACAUAAGGGGCGAGAUCCAUUUUAUUUCCAACUUAAAAUCUCAUGAAAAAGAUUUUGAAAAUUUGAAACGACACAUAUCAGAUAUUGCUCUGGAGACGAACUAUUUUGCUGAGAAGCUUCCAACAAAAUGGAUACAGCUAGAAAACACAUUAGUUGUUUUAAAAGAAUUGAAGGAAAAAGAGAAGGUAUAUUGCGAAAAAUGGGAAGAUAUAGUGGAAUUAGCUCAAGAGGUUUCAAUAGAAAAUAAUGAACUCCUUCAAUUCCUGAAAUACCAGCACAAAAUUGGGAACAUGAUAUUUUUCGAAAAUAAACGUGAUUAUAUCAUUCUUCACCCAAAGUGGUUAGUCGACUGUUUCAGAUGCCUUGUAUGUGACGAUAAAAAAAAUCCUUGUAAUGCGACAGAAUUGUUCGAGCUAAAACACAACGGAAUUAUAUCAAUGGAAAUUAUUAAUAAGCUAUUUCGAAAAGUGCCUGAAUUACAGUUUGAUAAAUACAAACAUCAUAUACUGGACGUAAUGGAAGAGUUUGACAUUAUAGUUAAACAAGAAAAUACCAUUUCAUACUAUAUGCCAUGCAUGGUAACAGAAUCAUCCACUAUCAAACAUAUUAAAGAAACAUUAAAUGUUGACAAUACUUAUUGUACUCCUUGGUUGGUACUUGAAUUUAAGUUUCUUCCUAUAGCCUACUUUAAUUAUAUUCUUGUCAAUUACAUCAGAAAAUAUAUUGUGGACGGACGGCCAGCUUUAUACGCAGGGAAAGCAGUUGUAUAUUUAGAUCAAACGGAUUUCAGACAGUUAGUUAUCUGCUUCUCAAAGAAUGCUAUAUCCUUACAGAUAUGGAAACGGAAAGAUGUAGGUCAGGAUAUGUACCGAAACAUCAUAGAAGAGCUUUGUAAAAAAGUUGAAGUGUUAGAUGGGAAAUUAUUCCAUAAACUAGAUUACAAAAUAAAAGCAAAAUGCAGUAAUGGGGAUUAUUCAAGUUUGAAUGAUAGAAUUAGCUUCGAAGAACUAACUACAAAAUGUGAAGGAGGAGAAUAUCUUUGCAAAGAGCAUAACUGCAACCACAAAAAUACAGACUUAGAAAAUAUAUGGUUGACACAUGUUCCUGAUGUCUACUGUGCAACCCAUGUACCAUAUAAAGUGUCACAUUAA